CAAUGAGGAGUGUGUGGGGGGGAAGGGCGCCCCCUCUGGUUUAGGGGAUGCCCCGGCAGGAGCCGCCUGUCUAUAUAAGAGCGAUGACACUGCUCUGACGCAUCUCUCCGCAGCUCCCGAGUCUGAACACUGCUCUGCCUCAUUAGCUGAUAACAAUGGCUCUCCAAGCUGUGAUGAUCACCAUGAUGAAAACUUUUGAUAGUUAUGCAAAGGGCGAUGGAGACAGCAGCACCCUGAGCAAGAGCGAGCUCAUCAACAUGGUCCAAAAAGAGUUCCCAGCUCUGUGUGAAAGUCAAAAGAAGGAUGAAAUUCUCAAAGGAAUUUUUGGACAAAUGGACAUGGACGGUGACGGCAAGGUCGAUUUCAAGGAAUUCUCCAUCUUUAUGGCCUGUGUGACCAUGGCCUUAAAAGAAAGCCUCUAAAUGCGGAGGGCAACGAGCAGGAGAGAUGAUGUGUUAUCAUUGUAAUAUCUGUCAAUAAAAUGUUUAGACUCGUUA
Molecule: messenger RNA, 497 nt
Organism: Bufo bufo (common toad)
Lineage: Eukaryota; Metazoa; Chordata; Amphibia; Anura; Bufonidae
Product: protein S100-B-like
Exons: 3
Coding region: 156-422 (88 amino acids)
Biological process (GO): endothelial cell migration
Cellular component (GO): cytoplasm; extracellular exosome
Molecular function (GO): transition metal ion binding; calcium ion binding
Source: RefSeq, a predicted model, not a curated record